ACUCUCAACCACUGCGCCACCAGGGAAGCCCUGUGCGACUUUUUAAACACAUUUGUUGAUUAGGAUAUUUGAGCGGUUAGGGUGACAAGGACUGGUCAAGUAUGACUGAACUGCCUGGGAUUUAUAUUCGCAGGGUAUAAGGAACCUGAAUAGAAAUACCGGCACUGUACGGAGUGGUGUCUCUCCUGCGUCAUGUCCCAGCCCAUGACUUGGGCUCCCUGGGCCCUAGGAUUUCUACAAGCCUGUAUUUACAUAAGCCCCUUGUUAACGAGGCGGAGAGCGUUCGUAGGUUGACUUUUCAUUCCUUGCCAAAGUUUAACUCGCGUUCAUUCUGUCUUGCCUUUGUUUUUGUCUCAGCAUCUUUAGUCUUAAUCUCUCUCCUCCCCGCCUCCGUGCAGAUGUGCAAAAUACAAAAAAAGGAGGAAAAGAAAAGCGCCUUCUAACGUUCUUACCUUUGGAUCCCACUCCCGCGGGGCCUUUUUCAGGGCGUCCGCUGAGCGGAAGCAUCCGGUGCCUGGUGAUGGUGGCCCCGGGGCGGGGUAUUUUUUAUGAACUGGCAUCAUCAGGCGGUGUUGUCCUCUGCUCGCCCACCAGGAGAAAACUAUUUGGAGAUUAUGGAUGCUAAGCCCGAACCUGGACCCCUCGGUGAGAGUUCAGAACUUCUUUUCUCCUUCGGAGUUAUAGCAGAUAUUCAGUAUGCUGAUUUGGAAGAUGGCUAUAAUUUCCAAGGAAGCAGACGGAGAUACUACAGACACAGUCUUCUUCACUUACAGGGUGCUAUCGAACACUGGGAUAAAGAAAGCAGCCCACCCAGUUGUGUACUUCAGCUUGGAGACAUCAUCGAUGGAUAUAAUGCACAGUAUCAAGCAUCAGAAAAGUCACUAGAACUCAUCAUGAACACAUUCCAAAGGCUGAAAGUCCCAGUUCAUCACACGUGGGGAAAUCAUGAAUUCUAUAACUUCAGCAGAGACUACUUAACAAACUCCAAACUUAACACGAAGUUUCUGGAGGACCAGAUUGCCCAUCAUCCUGAGACUGUGCCUUCAGGGAAUUAUUAUGCUUAUCACUUCGUACCGUUCCCUAAAUUCCGGUUCAUUUUACUCGAUGCUUAUGACAUGAGUGUCUUGGGCGUGGAUCCGUCUUCUCCAAAAUACCAGCAGUGUCUGAAGAUACUGAGGGAGCACAACCCAAAUGCGGAACUGAAUAGUCCUCAAGGACUUGCUGAGCCCCAGUUUGUCCAGUUUAAUGGAGGAUUCAGCCAAGAACAGCUGAACUGGCUGAAUGAAGUUCUUACAUUCUCUGACAGAAACCAAGAAAAGGUGGUGAUUGUGAGCCCCAGACCAAAUCCCAGCCUCAGGAGACCUACCUGUGAGUGCAGUGACCUCUGCUGACAAGGUGAAGGCAAAGCUGGUGUCUCGGGAAGAGUGUGAGAGGCUCAUCUGGCAGGUCUGUAACUGUGUCCACCAUAUGAUUGCAAGGAAAUAAAAUGUGUUGUUUUCGUUUAGAAUUAUUUUUCACAGACAUACUGCCAUUAGAGGUUAUAGGAACCUGGAGGUGCUUAAAAUAGACGUGUGUGUAUGUGAGCAUGUGUGCGUGCGUGCACGCACACACACACAUGAAGAACUGAAUCUGGAUUUGCAGUAUGCCUGGUGUACUUGGUUUGGGGGCUGGGAUUAGUUCUCUCGGUUAACAUCGAUGUGGCCUGAUGGAUGAGAAGAUAGUACUGAGGGUCACAGGGGCCCUCCUGCUCAUGGCUCUUGUUUCUGUGACCUGUGUGACUCUGGACAGAUGUUGAAUGUGCAAACUGCAGUUUCUCAGGAUUGUAUCAAUGGACUUACGAACAUGAAAUCCCUUUGAAAAUGACAGGCUCUUCAGGUAGUUGGUAAUAGAAAAUUAUAUUUCAGGGAAUUCCUUGGCCGUCCAGUGAUUAGGACUUGGCGCUUUCACUGCCGAGGCCAGGGUUCGAUCCCUGCUGGGAGAAGUAAGAUCUGGCAAGCCACUCGGUGUGGCCAAAAGAAAACCAUUAUAUUUCUGCUAAUCAGUUUUUACUUACUUAUCUUUCACUGAUGUGGUAAAGAUAUGAGAUGGAGUAGGGGUAUUUCUAGAAUAUCAAAUGUCAUUCAAGGCUUAGAAAAUUAUAAGGUGCCAUCAGGGGUUAUAGGCAUGAUGUGACACUGUUUGGCUCUGUAAUAAGUGGUUUCCAAAAUGGGAUACUUCUUGUCUCUGCUUUUUAGUUUUCACUGCCAUAAUGUACCUGUUAUUGUAGAGAAUACUGGAGCUAAAAGGGACCUCAAGAUCAUAUAGUCAAACCUUUUAAUUUUAAAGAUAAGGAAACUGAACCCAAAGAGAUUUAACUACGUAGGUCAAGUCAUAGAGCUCCUGAGACUGGAGACCCCUUUCGUCGUCGUCUCCCUCCGUACCGUAUUCUUCCCGUUUCUUUGCACUUCUGUCAGUGCACCUGUCUGCGUUAGCAUCUCUUACGUUUCUUCCAUUUUGCUCUAAGCUCAGACACUGGAUGAACAACUGAGUGCCUCGGGUUUUCUUUAGCAAAGUUUAAAAUGGCUAAUAGACAUUUUCUUUUGUUUCUGUUUGCUUCUUCACUUUCAUUUUGGCUUCUCGGAAGUAUUUGGCCUACUCAAGUUUUGGCCAUGCAGUUGGAAGGAUAGAAUUGCUAUUAGCUGAGAUAUGGAACACUGCAGUAGGAGGGGUUUUGAGUGAAGAGUUCAGGAGUUCAGGUUUGAAAAUACAAAGUUGCAGAUGCCUAUUAGACAUCAGGAGAGAUGGUGAGUAAGCAGUAGGGACAUAUGAGUCAGAAAUUCAGAAUAGAAGUUUGGGUCAGAUAUAUAAAUGUGGAAGUUGAAAGAAUACAGAUAGUAUUUAAAACUGUAAAUUACUAAGAGAUCACCAAGCCAUUAGGUAUAGACGGAGUAGUGAAGCCUGAGGACCAAGCCUUCGGGCACUCCUGACAGGACACUAGGGAAGUGAGAAAGCAGCAGAGUGAGGAUCAGAAGCCGUUGAGGUUGGGAGAAAACUAGGGGGACAGCGGUGUUCUGGAAGCCAAGCAUUUCAAAGAGGAGGGAGCGACUAAUUGUGUCCGAUGAGUCCAGCAUGGCAUCUGGGUCUACAAAGUCACACAGCCUCCUGGGACUCUCAGCCCUUAUCACAGCUUGAAGAGUGGUUGUGUGUGUGUGUGUGUGUGUGUGUGUGUGUGUGUGUGUGUGUGUCUGCGCACGUGCGUGCACGCGUGCGCAUGUGUGCUCUGUUACCUCCCCUUUUUUUACUUUUAUUAUAAACUAAUAGAUAUUAAGCAGAAUAAAAUUUUCAGAAUAAAAUUUCAGGAUAAAAAUAAACAGUAAUAGAGAAAAAAGGAAAAUGAUUUAAUGGGAAGAAUCAAAGACCAGUGAGCUGUUGUACCUGUACGUUGGAGUGAAACCGUGGCCUGAUGUUGAUGUGGCCUCGUAGGUGCCUUGAGAUCAAGAAUUUGAAAUUCUCUUGGCUGUAUCUCCGGUGGAAGCUAGUGUGAAUGUUCCCUGCUUUAACUUAGUUUUCUCAUCUGUAAAAUGCCUAUGGCCACCUUGAUCUCAUGGAGGUAUUUCAAGUAGCAUAAGUCAGUUCUUUAUAAAACAUUGAGUGUUUAUAUAAAUGACAUAUAUAUAUAAAAUCCAUUGGCCCAUCCCUAAACUGUUCUUUUACUUGGGAGUAGCUCUUUCUGUGUGUGUAACACUCAUACUCUUAGGGAAGUCAGUGAGACUGGAUUCCAGUGCAGCAUCUACCUGAUCUCUGGCUGCCUUUACGGACCGCCCUGCCUGGGAUGCCCUCAGUCUCCCGUGGUGGUGUUUGUGCAUCUUGAGACUUUGUAGGCCAUAGAUCUCAGGCUUUCUGCGUAUACAGCAGCCUCUCUCCCCUUGGAUGCAAACUGUCUCGCCCUUCUUUAUGCUCCAGAAACGUGGCUCUAGAUUAUCUAGUUUUUCAUGUAUGUGGAUUCUCUCUGGUCUCGGUCCAUAUGAGUAGCAAUACACAUUUUCUUUAUCCUGAGUACUAGUUUUUAGCCUUUUUUUGGUGAAAGAGGUAUUUCUUAAUUGGCUCAUAACUCUUCUUCUCUUUAACUAACAGGCCAUCUUCCCAUUUAUCCCGAGGCCUCUGACAGUGUGUGCCUGGCCUGGAAUUACAGAGACGCCCUGGCAGUCAUUUGGUCUCACAAGUG
This is a messenger RNA of Delphinapterus leucas (beluga whale), 4204 nucleotides long. The record is from RefSeq and is a predicted model, not a curated record. Lineage: Eukaryota; Metazoa; Chordata; Mammalia; Artiodactyla; Monodontidae.